UCGGUUUUCCACUCACAAUCAGUUGGCGUUUGCUGUUUCGGAAACCGCAGAUUGUGACCCGGGUCACAUCGAACUGACCUUUCUGUUUGAUUAGCUAGGAAGUGUAACACGGUGGUGAGGAAGUGCCUAGUGUCUAGUUUUCCCCUACUGCCUUGUGUAACCCUCCCAGAGGGAGGAGGAAAAUCACCGAGAAUCCGAGUGCACUUCACGCGCGUAGGAGGUUCGGUAGCCGAUUUGCUAUUGCACCCGGAGCUUUUGUCAAACUGAGGUGGGCGUUUCAGCUUUUCGGAAGACGUGACCAAGUCCGAGGAAUACGUAAGGACUAUCUUUCCUGGUGGUAGAAAAGCGUGGUUUCAGGUGAAAAUGAGCAAACAAUAAAGGACACUUUCAGUGAAAUACGUCAGUGCAAGUUUUGUGAGUGCUGCUAAGGUGACAAUCUAGAAAAAUUCCACUUCCUGCUGCCCAGACAGCCAGAGGUGGAAGAACACAGCUACAAUCCUGAGAAACCAGCCUCAAGGACCGUCAGUCGCUGGAAAUAAAUUGUACUCACGACACCCCCUCAACAUGGCACUGCUGAUCUACAGCUCGUUGGUCCUGUGCUUGGGAGCAGCGUUAGCAUCCCAGCACUCACCCUAUUCACUUCAGGCCGCCGUGGAUGCUCUGCACCGGCGAGAAGCUCAACUGGCGCUGCAGGAAGAGGGCAACGGCGAAUCGUUAGACGAUGAAGGCUACUGGCUAGAGACAUCCGAUGGGCAACCGGCGGCGUACCGACCGAACCGGCAGCAGUGGAACAAGAUCCUGGCCAGUUAUUUGCGGCGGGAUGAUGACAUGGACGAGGCGCCGUACGACCCGUACGAACUGGAGGCCCGCAAGCGGUCCGUUUUCCGUGAAAGGGACGCCCUCGCCGAACUGCCUCCGUAUCCAACAACCGUGUUCAGGGAGCGUGAAAUGGAAAACUCGUACCAGCCGCGUCCGGAUUUAUCGAACGAUUUCCUCAAAGAAAUCGACCGUCAGGCCAACCUUGAACGGGAAGCCAAGUAUCUGGAACAGUUGAGACAGCUGUGGGACAAGUACCAGCAACAGGAGAACGAAAUUGAGCAGGAACUGUUCGACGAAGACCGAGCUGCCGCUGAAGAAGCGGCCCUCGGUAGACAGUACUACGAGAAACGACAGGGAUAUCCAACGGUUUCCCAAUCGGAAGCCGCGGCCAUGUACUACGGUCCUCCGAUGGAGGAAAGGAAACGAACGCUUCCGAUACUUCCAUGGCUGCCGGCGACUCGCAAGAAGAGAUUCCCCGUAGCUAAGAGAUCACCUAAGCCGGAAGCAAGCGCAUCGGGAACAGAUGAGAAAGUUGCUAAGGACUUGCAAGCUCUGUUCGGCGAACCAGAAGAGAGCAAGAAAAAACGGUCCGUUGAGCCGGAUGUAGAGAAGAAGCAAGAUAAUAAGACCAAAUCGCACGAGAAGCGAGUUGCAAGUGGUGAACAUGAGGAACACGAAGAACGAAGCUCCGAGGAAGACCAUGAAGAAGAUGAUCACGAUCACGAACAUGACCAUGAACACGAUCAUGACCAUGAUCACGAUCACGGCCACGACCACGAACAUGAUCAUGAGCACGAAUCUAGUGAAGAAUUCGAGGGUGAAGAUGAUGACAAGAAGAAGAAGCGAUCGGUAAAGAAACGAUCAAACCUGGAGGUGGUCAAGGAAGAUCAGAUUAUCCCUGGUGACAUCGGAGAGUUCAAGGCGAAGAAGUCCAUCCAGUGGAACAAGUAUUUUGGUAUUGAUCGGAGGAAAAAAGAUGGUCGCAGCAAUGGAGCGUAUCCGCUAAGUUUCUACAAGACGUACGACGAGGAUCGUAAGAAGAAGGCACUCAGUCAGGACAAGUUGGACAACAUGGAUCGCAAGUUGAAGACGAUCGAAGAUUUGAUUCUGGACCAGACCGUUAAGUACACCGGAGAUCAUGAAGGUGGAUUGAUUGAACCAGAAGAGUUGCAGAAACUGAAGGACAAAGUGGUCUCGCGUCUUGCCACAGCUUACAGCAUCGAGAAGAUGCGUCGUACAUUAGACAAGUUGAAGGAAUCGGUUGGCGACGAUGCAAACCCACUGAAGGAUAAUGAGAUCGAUACGGACAAGCGCGAUGACAAGAAAGAAAAGGCAAAGCGUGUCGCCGUCAAAAAGGAGAAAGCGGAGUACGAUCAUAGCGAACACUCAAUGGAACCGCCAGAGAAGGUCAGCAAAGAUGCAGUGGAAAAUGACUUGAACGAUUUGGACGACGACAAGAAGAAGAAAAAGAAGAAGCGCUUGAGCAAACGCUACCAGGAGGUAUUCCGUAACGAUUUCCCAGAUUUUGAGGAAGAACAGGGAGCCGGACAUUAUGCCCCAGCCGGUGACAGCUAUGGAAGAAGUUUAGCAGUUGAAACCAAUGAAUGUCCCCUUCUGGAUGCCUUGGAACGCAGAUGCAGAGGAGUCGAUGUACUGAGUGGUGACAUCUACCAAGAGCUGCUACCCGCCUGCGGAGCUCAUCAGUUGUGCUAUCUAUGCGGCACCCAGCAGAACGUUUGUGACUUCCAGUAUCUGACUGAGGCAGAUACGAUCUGCGAGGGACAAUCGAGUUGCCUAUCGACGGCAAGGUCCGCUUUGAUGAUUCUACGUGGAUUCCCUGGUCCUCAGCUAGGACCUCGAGAGUGCUCCAAGAAUCCUUGUCUCUACCGAGCGAUGAUGGAGCUCGGUGUAAGCGGAUUGUAAGCGCGUUCGAAGUUGGAUUUGAUUCACUGCAUCGCACCAACACAUCUUCGCACCACGGCUGAGCGAAGGCAUUUUUAGGUUAUGUCUCUUUGACAUCUAUGUUAGAUAUCUGCUAAAAAAAAUAAUCGGAGUUCCAACUGAAAAAUCGGAAAGAUGGAGGCCCCCAGUCUGCCUUUUGUCCGAUGUCGCAUAUCGAGCUCUACAGCAACUCUUUUUAAUCCCUCACUGAAUGUGUGUCUGUUGAAGCAAGUUAAUCUACCAGCCAAACUAAGAUGUAAAGUGUAGCAAGCAUCUCUCGGGAGUGGGUGUCACUAAAAGGUUAGACAAAUAAUUUCACUUUUGUGAAGCUUUUCAACGAAAACCAGAAACAUCUUAUUUGCAAAUCUUUAGUGAUUCUUUGGCUAAGAUGUGACCACUGUUGAAAUAAUAAUCUCAUUAUACUUUAGUCCAGGUGAUACAUUUUGCAAAUAUGUAUGGUUUUUAAUAAUUUAUGUAAUAAAAGGUGUUAUUUACAUAUAUACUAAAACCAAAUGAUGGUGACUAUGCUAUAAAAUCUAGUGUAAACACUUUAACAAUUCAAAUAUAAAAAUAAAUGUAAUUAUAUUUAUACUAAAGUGUACUAAACCAGCAUUGCAACCAAAGGAACCCAUCAAACAAAAACAUUGAAAAUAGAUUUCUCAUUAGUUUGGUCCCAACGACCUAGACGAUUCCUCAUCCGAUUGAAUAUUUAGACAAAGAAAAGGAACUAAAGAAAACAGACAAUAAAUUUCAAAACGAACCCAGACGACACAAACAGCACGAACAAGCAAAUAUAAGAAAAAAAAACAAGAAUAUGAAAUGUGUGCAGCUAUAGUAUUUGAAAUCUACUUUGAAAUCCAAUGAACACAUGAGAUUGAGAAUAACUACCUAACUAUGUAAGCUUUAGUUUUACUCUCCUAAAGGUAUGAUAAAAGAUACUGAAAUAUUUAAAAUCAUUCCCAACUAUUGAUAAACAUUGAAAAUGUACUGUGGCAACACUUUGAAAGUAUUGGUGUUCGGGUAUAAAAAAAAUUGAAACAGAAAAUCUACCAUGUUAUCUAAUAAAGAAAUGCAUCAAACACUUAUGGGUCAUAGGUAUUUAAAUCAAUGAAACUGAAUCCAGAUAUGGAAAACAAGUGAAACGAAUCUAUAUCUAUGCAUAUACAAAAUCACACACAAACACACACACUUUCACAAAACCUAAACCAAAUAAAAGUUUAAAGUACGAAUGGAACACAA
Messenger RNA from Aedes albopictus (Asian tiger mosquito), 3999 nucleotides. RefSeq lists its product as uncharacterized. The transcript has 9 exons. The record is from RefSeq and is a predicted model, not a curated record. NCBI's taxonomy places the organism in Eukaryota, Metazoa, Arthropoda, Insecta, Diptera, Culicidae. Bases 565 to 2742 code for a protein of 725 amino acids.